Molecule: messenger RNA, 8143 nt
Organism: Stegodyphus dumicola
Lineage: Eukaryota; Metazoa; Arthropoda; Arachnida; Araneae; Eresidae
Gene: sas
Product: transmembrane protein stranded at second
Biological process (GO): cell adhesion; positive regulation of cell differentiation
Cellular component (GO): extracellular region
Molecular function (GO): integrin binding; peptidase inhibitor activity
Source: RefSeq, a predicted model, not a curated record
GUUUCCGGCCCCGGGGUCUGUGUAACGGCCUCACUUCUCGGAUGGCCUCAGUUCAGUUCGCGUAACCAGUUCGAGUAGUAAGCUACAAACCAGCUCUCUUACUCCCUCGAUCGUUCUUCGGGAAUGAGACGUUCUCUCUGUUGCUCAUGGUGAGCUCUCUCAGUUAUGAACUCUUUGGAUUCCCAUUUGCGCUCGUGUUUUGAUAGAUGCAUUCGGAAGUGAUAAGGAUUUUGGGAUAGUAAGUAAGUAAGUAAAUUGUACAUCUAUCUUUGAGGAGCUUUAAUUAUCAUUGUGAUACACCACAAUUUGCAAAUAUGUUGCUGAAAUUAAUGACUCUGUGGUGCGCAGUGAGCGCCGUUUUAGUAUUUUGUGAUGAUCACGUAGAACAUGCUGUCGUUGAGAAGGAUAAUAGUGGAGACAAUAUGAGUUUACCUUCUGAUGUUGGAGUAGUAUCGGACACUGAAAUUCAUUCGAAAAAUGACAGUGAUCUAUCGGCGACGACAGUUGGUGCGACCUCUUCCGAGUUACCUAUUGAUGCUACUGUAUCAACGACCAUCUCUUCGAAGGAUUUGGAAGAUACUGAAACCAAAAGCCCGACGACUGUUUCUAAUCCCCCUAUAGCAUCUACCACUUAUAAACUUGAUCCCAAGAAAGAUACUAAAAAGAAAAAUAAGAUGGCUUUCAAGAAAAAAGAUAAAAACUACGAAGACGAAGUGGUUGUGGAAACUACAGAUAAAUCUGAGGAAACUACCCCUACCGUUAAAACUACCACUUUCGUGGAAACUACUACUUUCGCGGACUUCGUGGAAACUACUACCCCUUCUGUUGAAAUUACCUCUACUACUGAUGAAACGCACGAAACGGUUCAAGAUAUGCAUACUACGAUACCACCCGUUACCCACACUGAAUCAGUAGAUGAUGCUGCACUAGAAACAACGACAAUUAUGCAUGCACAACCGGAUAUGUUGCAUAUGGAUAUGAAAGAAGAGAUGGUAUCUACCCCACAAGAGGAUAUUUUAACUAAAGAUAUGUCUGACAGUGUUGUAGAGACAAAAUCAGCAGAAACUACAACAAUGCAAGAUCACCAGUUUGAAACAACAACGAAUCUUCACGAAGGAACAAUGGAAGAAGAAGCAAAAACAACGUCUCCUUCGGUUGAAACUGACAUGUCGGUGAAUAAUGAAACAACAUUAAGUCCUCGUGUUACAGACAUAACAACAACGCCCGGCGAUUUAAUUGUGACGGAAAACAACAAUCGUGAUGCGACAACAAUUAAGACUGAAACAAUUGAUGUUUCUAAGGUAAAAGUUAAAAAAUUAAGAGAAGAUGACAGUAGCGAUGUUCAAAAUAUCUCCAAUUUGACAACAGAACAAGAAGACGAACUUAAUGGUCUGGGCAAUGAUCUAGAUGACAAACAGAGAGAGGUGACGACAUUUUCGGCCACGAUGAAUGAAGAUCAGGAGAUCACUACCACGAUACCCCUCAGUGUACGCAAACAGAAACAAAUGGACCUUGGAAAUGCGGAAGAGUCGUGCCCCUGUAACGAACCUAAGAUUACUUUUGACCCGUCGAAAUGUGCCGGCGAGAGGACAACUCCUGAUCCUAACUGUCCUUGCCGCAGCGUGUGUGCUAGGCAAAGCGGAGAGUCCUGCUCUCCAGGUGAACCUUGCGACGAAGAAUUCGGUUUGCAAUGUAAUCUUCAAAAUAACACCUGCCAUGGUCAGCUGUCUGUCGAAGUUUUUGAUAUCACACAUAAUUCUGCAAAAGUGCGUUGGAGUGUUGCUGAUCCAGAGCUUCAGCCUCAGGCUUUAGUUUCUUACGCUGCUGCAUAUAGAGGAGCUUAUACUCAAUGGAUUAAAGUUAAUGAUGUAAAACCUGUUAUAUAUUUGGACAAUCUUUUGACUGGCAAAAACUAUUAUUUAAAAGUUGAGGAAGAUGGUAAACAAGAAAUAUCAACUUUUAAAACAAAAGAAAAUCCUGCUGCAAAUAUGCCAAAAAUUUUGGUUAAGCAACGUAGCCAAACCACCUUGACCGUAGUGUGGGAUGAUUUUCGCCUCCCAAGUUAUCAUUCAGAAUAUAUAUUAGAAUACAGACCAGCUGAAGAAAGUAAUAUGAACUGGACAAAAGUGCAGGCUGGCACUCAGACUAUUGUGACAGUUACCCAUUUGAAGCCCAAUACUCCAUAUCAAGUGAAAGUAGCUGUUUGGGAAGAUGACAGAUUAGAAUUGCCAUCUGAAGUAAUCACGGCAUAUACAUCAGAUGGCUGUGUGAUAGACAACAGGAUGUACAAUGUUGGAGAAGAAUUUUUUGUUGAAUGUGACUAUAGAUGUGUUUGCAAUGAAAAUAAUGAAACUGACUGUUCACCUCGUUGUAAUCCACCCUAUGUAAGAUAUGGAUCUAUCCUUGAUCCCCUGUGCUAUGAAAAACAAAUCCCUUCAGAUCCAUGCUGUGUGAUCAUUGCGUGUGAAUUAUCAGUACGAGAUCCUGGAGGAAGAGUAAAUAAAUCUGGAGACUGUCCUGAAAAUCUUUUUAAGAAUAUUGAAGAUUCUGAAUCUGAUGCCUGUAUGUCUGAUUGUGAUCAGGAUGAAGAUUGUGCAGGCCCUCAGAAAUGUUGUCCUAGCUCUUGUGGUGGAGCAGUUUGUGUUAUGCCAUUUUAUUGUGAAAACGUUCAUUGUGGGCCUAAUGCUAGAUGCAUAGAUGCAAAAAUGCCUUGUGUUUGUAAUGAAGGCUAUGAAGGCGAUCCUAAUGAUCAUGUAAAUGGAUGUCUUUUAAGUGAGUUUCAAUUUAGUAAUUCAUUUCAUAAACGGGCACCUUUUGAAUUAGAUCUCACUUCACAUACAGAACAUGGCAAAGAUUCUAAACAUGAUGUAGCUUUGAAUAAUGAUGAAGCAAAACUGAAUGUAAGCUCGGAAAUGCCCAAUGAGGAGGAAAAUUUUCAUUUUAAAAGACCACAGGACAUGGAUACUGAAAUGCCUAAACCUGAAUCUAUGCCUCAAGCUGUUGGAAAUGAUACAGAUUCAGUUAUGAAAAAUGAAAAAUCAGACCAGCCCACAAUUUUUGGUGGUUGUGAGUAUAACAACAUCACCUAUGAACAAGGUGCCAAAUUUGAAGAUGGAUGUGAUGCUCGCUGUACAUGUGAGGGACAAGGUCAUGUGUCUUGUGUACCACGUUGUACAGUGUUAUCAUCUGGUGGUCCAGCCUGCAGAGAAGUUCCUGAUCCUGAUGACUUAUGUUGUAAAAUUAUGGUUUGCAGUUUUCCUGGAAGUUCAGAAGCUGAGGAAAUAGAUGACUUACCUCUGAAAAUCUUAUCUGCUUUGGCCCAAAAUGGAAGUUCUAUUCGUGUACGUUUGGGACUUUCGACUCAUAAAAUGCCUACAAUGGUUGGAAGAGAUUCAUUGGAAGUUUGGUAUCGAGAAUCAUCUGAUAGUGACAAUGAUUUAUCACAGUGGAAUAAGAAACUGAUAUCACCAAAUGAGCUCACAGAAGUGCAGAGAGGGGUUUUUGAAUUUGACAUUAAUAAUCUGAUGCCACAAACAGAUUAUUAUAUUAAAGUUGCAAAAGAAAGUCAAGGAUCUACAGAUUUAAAUAUGGCUGAUUUCAGUAAUACAGUGAAUGUAAAGACUUUUCCUGCUGCUGUGAAAACUGUACUUCAAGGAUGUUUCCAUCAUAAUCAGUCAUAUAGCUUGGGUGAAAUAUUUUACCAAGGAUGUGAUCAUAAGUGCAUAUGCAGAGAAAAAGGAUACAUUGAAUGCCAGGAACGAUGUGAAGUUUAUAUUGACACAGUUGGUUAUGAAGGAUGCGAUUGGAUUCCAUCUGCAGAAGAUCCAUGUUGUACCAUUCCAAUGUGUAAUCGUCGAAAAAUACCUGUCCUCCCAGAUGGUCCAACUUCUUUACCAGAAACUUCUGAGGAUAUAUGUGUUCUUGACUCCAAAGAUAUUUUAAAAGUUGAUGAAAUAUGGGAAACAUCUGAUGGGUGUAAAACUACGAUAUGUCGAUGCACACGUCUUGCCAAUGGAAGUACAAGCAUUCAGUGUACGAGUGCAUGCCCUCCUUUACCAUUUAAUGCUCAUAUUCCUACUGCAUUCUGUGCUCAUCCAGUUUUAAUAAAACCAGAUGGUCCUUGCAAAUGCCCUUAUGUUGUAUGCAAUGAUCCUCCACGAGGAUUCUUACAACCUCCUCGACCGCAAUGUGAAUACAAAAAUCAAAGAUAUAAUAUGGGAGAGGAAUUUUAUGAUGGCUGCAUUGCUCACUGUCGCUGUGGUCAGGACCUGAGAGUAAAUUGUGCUCCAAUUCAGUGUCCAGUUAAUUAUGGUACAGAAUAUAAACACUGUAUGGAGUGGGAUAUUGAUCCUGACUUUUUCCCUUCUCCACCCAAUUGCUGUGCUCCUUCAAAAUGUGUAAAUGAUGGUGCCUGUAUGGUCAGUGGUCAACGAUUUGAAAAUUUUGAUGUUAUUCCUGCUGAACUUUUGCCUUGUGGAGCUCAUUGUAUUUGUGUCAAUGGAAAUGUGACAUGUGAAAACAGAUGCCCUCCUAUUGAAGAUGUACCUCCAGUUAAUCUUCCAUGUUCUCCAAAUUUUGCUUUUAAAGGCCAUCCUGAUGGUGAAACUUGUUGUUUAGAAUGGAUGUGUAAAGAACCCUUAAAACAAGCCUUUUGUAUGUUUCAAGGCUCUAGAUAUUUAUUAUCAGAGCAGUGGGAAGUACAUAAAGGUACUCAGCAGAGAUUAUGCACCUGCUUUUUAAAUGCUAUGGGCCUUCCUGAGGUGGAAUGUAGGAAAGGAUGCCCUCAGAUCCCAGACAGAUUUCUUUCACCCACUGAACAGUGUCUUCAUCCUGUUAUUGUAAGACCAGAUGAUCCACAAAUGUGUCCCUAUGUUGUAUGCAACAAUACAAUUUCAGGUCAAGAAUUGUAUAAUGUAAACAUUGUUGCCCUCAAUUCAACUGCAGUUCGUGUACGAUUUUCAUUAUCUAAUAUCCUCGUUGGUUUGAUUGGCCAUGCUGAGCUUCAUUUUACUACUGACCCAACUCUUCCACCUAACCAAUGGCAUGUGCAAAAAUUCUCCAGGCCUAACCGCUUGUUUGAUAGUCCAAAUAUUGAAUACAUUUUGAAUGCUCUUAGACCAAACACUACUUACUUUUUGCAAGUUAAAAUCAUAAUGGAUACAUUACAACGUAGGCCUGAAAGUGAAGUUUUCAAGUUAAAGAUGCCAGAAGAAGUGAUUGUUACAACUACUACUACAACAACCACUACUACAGCUCCUCCAGUAAUGAUUCUUGAUGCAAAAUUGGAGGCGCAUGUAAUUGAUGUCAAAACUGUCAGGAUUUCUUGGAGGAAUUUUGAACCUCAAGAAAAGAAAUAUAUUUAUGCUUUGCAGUUAAAGUACAAAUUACAGAACGAGGCAGAGGACAAAUGGAUCACAACACCUAUGAUUCAUAAAGACGUCACUUCAUAUUUCCUACAUGAUCUUGAAGCAUCAGCAGACUAUGUUGUAGACAUAAUAUUUACUCCUCCCAAAGAUAUACCGACUAAAAUUGUUUCUUCUAAAGAUUUGGAGUUCCGAACCAUGACAAAAAAGAAAGAUGAUUAUCAUUUACAAGUCUCAGUUGAAGAUAAUAAAAUUGAAGCUGACAAGUCAGCUUUCUUGUUUGCUGGUAUUCCUGAGCCAAUCACAAAAUAUGUUCACGUCAUUAAAAUUAUGUAUAAAACUGCUGAUGGAGAACAAUCAUAUAGUUUCAAAGUGCCAAAAAACAACCAUAUAACUCUAGAUCAUUUGAAGCCAGGAAAGAAGUAUCUUGCUCAAUUAGAAUUAUACUUAACCAAUGGGCAAACAUUAACUUCGAAUGAGGUUGAAUUUAUUACAAAACCUGCCAAAACACAAGCUAAUAUUUCAUCAUCUGAAAACACUAUUAGUGAUGAUAGUCAUACUAAUGGAAAACAAGCAGAGCUUUUGCAAAGCAAAGAGGGUGGAGAAGAGGAGAAUCAUGCUUAUUUUAUAGCAUUAGUAGUAGUUGCAGUAGUCGCAGCAGUUGCUGGUUUUGGAUUUGUUUUACUGUUAGUAUUAUUAGUAAGGAGGCAGGCCUCUGCUAAAGCUCCUAUAUCUAGAACUCCUUCAGAGUCUGCAUAUGAUAAUCCUACAUACAAAACAUAUGAUGGUGAAAGGCCUGAGGAUAAGACUAAUGGACAAAUUCAAACAACUCAAGCGUAGCCAUUACUGACCUUUAGGACUUUAUUUAAUAACCAUUCUCUAAUACGAAUAAAAGAGUGAAGCAGCUUGCAGCUUGCAUUAGUGAAUAUGUGAACUCUUGUGGAACAUCACAAAUGUGCUUUUGAAUGAGAGGUAGUCAGAUUUUACUGCCACUAAAAAUGUGCAAAAGACUCUCUAAACUGCAUGUUUAUAACAACAUCUGUAAUCUGGAUCAUCAUAGAAAGAAAUAAUUGAUUUAUUUCUACCUAUUGGAAUGGUAAUAGUUUUGUUUACCAUUUGUAAUUUCACUCUAUUCUGAGAAGUUACUUGCAGUGUAUUUAGAAAUAAACAUAAAAAUGCAUUGAGACUGCAAUACUGUGCAGUUACCUUGUGGUUAUUAACAUUAAAAAUAUUUUAGAUGUUUGGUAUGUAAUAUACAGUGUCAUAAAAUCUAUUCAUUCCAGUUUUUAGAUUUUGAGUUGCUAAUAUUUCAAGAUUUAAAAUGUCUGCAAAGGUAAUUAAAAAAUUCAGAGUUCAGCAGAAAAAAGUAAAGUAAAAUAUAAAAGUUCCACUUCUUUUAAGUAUAAGUUAUGAUUUGAGGUAUUUAAAAAUUAUGUGAUUGAUUUGAAUGUAUAUAUUUAACAUAUAUGUUCUAGCAGUUAUUUUGUUCAGUUUAAAAUUUAAAAUGUUGAUCUAAAUUAGUUUUUUAAAUAAAUAAUAUAUCUUUACAUAACUUUCUCUUACUUUAUGCUAAAGAGAAAGAUUUUUAUUGUGAUAUUUUGCUCAAAAAACAUGUAAUUAUCAGAGUACAGAAAAUUAUUCUACAGUUAUACUUUUUUUUUUGAACAAUUAGUAAAACUGGAAAGUUAUGUGGUGAUCAAAUGUUUAUUUAAUUUUUGUUUGUUAGGUGUAUUGUUUGAACAUUCAAAUGUUUUAUCAUUAUGUCAAUAUUCUAUAUACGAGUUUAUUUCCCAGAAUGACUCAUUUGACAUCUAUUUCUAAAUUUUGAUAUUAUUGCUGUGCUUUUUAAAAAUCCGUUAUAGUUAGUUUCUAAUAUAACUAAAAUAAUGUAUUUUUAAAUUUCUUUGUAAUGUAAAAAAAAGUUUACUAUAUUGCAAAUUUUUAUGUUUAAAAUAAGGGGUUCCGAAUGAAAAUGAAAGCCUUUCUAUGUAUUAGUUUUGCUAGAAAACUCACUGAGCUGAAUUGAUUUUUAUAUCUGGCAACAUAUAUUAUCAAAACUGUAUCUUUAGUCUUUAAACUGAGAUAACAGCAGAUAUAAUUAAAUCAAUAUAAAUUAUGGAAUUAUGUUUUGUAACAAAAUUGCAAUAUUGUUAUUUUUUUUUUUUUUUUUUGGCAACAAUUUACUUCUUGCCAAAUGAUAUGUAUUUUGCUACACAUAUUUUAAAACUAAAUCGAGGAUGUUUUGCUGAAGGAUUUGCUAUAUUUAUUCCAUAGAAUUUAAAAUAAAAUAUGUUGCAAACUUCUGCUUUAUUUAAGUUAUAGCAUUUAAUAUAUAGUAUAAAUUUCAAAGUAUUUAAAAAUUUUGUACACAUAUGCAUUUUGAAUUUUGAGUAAUAGUACAUAAAUGAUAUUUGUAGUAUGCAUAUGUGCAGUUUUUAAUAAAUUAAUAGUUGUACUUUGUAACUUGUUUGAAAGUUAUUGUCUUAUUUUCAAAAUAACUUUAUACUUUACAUUAGUCAAAGUGUGAAAAAUACAUAUAUUGUUUUAAAUUUUGUUAUAUACUGUACAGUAAGAGAUUUAUAUUUUUAUAUCUAUUUUAUAAUUAGCACUAUUUUACUUGAAGUCUCUGUAAAGCACUUUUUGUAAUAAGACAGAUUAUAUCAGUUGAUUGCUGAAAACUUGUACAUAUUAAAGUAUUGUAAGGAUGAAGAUUUAUGUAUUUAAACUGGUCAUUUUCUGACCUGUUGUAAAAAUAAACACUUAAUUAUUGACUAACCUUU